GAACUUUUUAAAAUUAAAAGAAGACGACCAAAAACUAUUUCUUUUAACACGGAUGAAUCGGACAGUGUACAAUAUUCUUUUAAAUAUAAUUAGUCCGUUUUUAAAAAAACCAAAACAACAAGUUGGCGUCGAGGAGCGAGUGGUUAUAACAUUAAUGUACCUCGCUUAUGGAACACCUUUUGAGGUCAUAGCCUCGAUGCAUAAGUUAGGCAAAACAACAGUGCGGAAUAUCGUACUUGAAACGUGUGAAAUACUUUGGUUACAUCUGUCCCCGAUAUACCUUAGCGAGCCAAGUACCGCACAAUAUAAAGAUAUUGCUGCAGAUUUUUUAAAACUGUGGAAUAUACCCAACUGUGUCGGAGCAAUUGACGGGAAGCAUAUAGCUAUUGUUCGUCCACAAAAUUCAGGCUCGUUAUUUUAUAACUAUAAAAAGUUUUAUAGUAUAGUUUUAAUGGCAUCCUGCGACGCUAGGUAUACGUUUACCUCUGCCAGCAUUGGUAGCUAUGGAGGACAAAGUGACGGAGGUGUCUUUCAGCAAUCUAAAUUUGGUAAAGCGCUCUUGGAAAACAAAUUGCCACUACCACCAAGAGCUCCAUUAUGGAAUGAAUCCUCAACAGAUUUUCCACAUUUUUUUGUGGCCGACGCAGCGUUUCCGUUGAAGGAAAACUUAAUGCGACCUUACCCCGGUGCACAGCUGCCACGAAACAAAGCAAUUUUCAAUUACCGGUUAUCGCGAGCUCGUAGAGUAAUCGAAAAUAGCUUUGGUAUUUUAACCGCUCGAUGGCGUGUUCUACGAAAGGUCAUAGACUUUAGCCCAAAGGACUGCGAAACAAUUGUGUUAACCUGCUUGGUUCUUCACAAUUUUGUAAUGUUAAAUGACCAUGAUCGUUGGUAUUGUCCAGAUACAUUUGUAGACACAGACACCGCAGACCAUGGAAUAUUGGAGGGAGAAUAGCGUGAAGAUUUAGAGAGUGUUGGAGGUGCAUUACAUUCAAUAAGUUCAACUCGACGCAAUGCAUCUUGUAUCGCAUUCCGUGUAAGGGAUUUUUUGGCAGAAUAUUUUAUUAACCAGGGAGCAGUUUCAUUUCAAGAAGAUCGUAUUUAGUGUAUAUUUAUUUUAUUUAUAUUUAUAUUUAUUUAUAUCGUAUUUAAUGUGUAAAAUUGUAAUCCAAGUAUGAAGUACUAUACUUUUUGUUACGUUAACUUUUUUAUGAUAUUUUAUUAAACCAUAUGUUUACAUGACUUAGUAACAUAUUUUUCCGCGCUUUGUAUGUGUGUGGUGAAUCUUAGUAACCCUCAUUAAUUUUAUUAAACUUGUAACAAACCAAUUGUAUUUCAUCAAAGAGAAUUUCCAUUUAAUAAACCUAAUAAUAAUUCUUAUAAC
Zeugodacus cucurbitae (melon fly) is the source of this 1384-nucleotide messenger RNA. Its product is annotated as putative nuclease HARBI1. NCBI's taxonomy places the organism in Eukaryota, Metazoa, Arthropoda, Insecta, Diptera, Tephritidae. The record is from RefSeq and is a predicted model, not a curated record. Bases 53 to 955 code for a protein of 300 amino acids. The transcript is spliced from 3 exons.